AGUAGGUAUGUAGAUGGUAUACCUAUAACUUAGAAAACUUCUUUAAGUGAUCGCUAGAUGUGCCACUUUUGCUCGAAUGCGGAUAGUUUACGUGCAUAUACAUGGAAAAACUUUUGGCACUCUGGGUAGUCCGAAACUCUUGGAGUCUAAGAGACUCCACUUUUGGAGCUCUGGGGCCCCCAUUCUGGCAUGCAGGCCGAGACGGGCCAAAAUGCAGGCUUCCCCCACCACCGUUUUCUUCGCGUGGUGGGGGAAUGGCUUACAUUCGGGAAUUGGGCGCCCCAUGCACUCUGUAGAAUCUCGGAUGUACAGAGAGCUUCCAAAAUAAUAUAGCGUAGAGUCAAAACCGCGUCGUGAGGACAACACAUAAAUUAUAUGUAUAAUUUUUAGAGCUUCCAGGGUACCAAAAGUUUUUUCGUGUAUGAAAGAUUAAGAAUCAUGAGUCAAUGCAGUUCCGCCAUGUCGAGGCAGCCGAGGUCAUAGAAUAAAGACAUCAGAAAAAGACCAAGCGACGACGAGACUCUCUUGUUAUACAGCUGUAUUUCCUCGUAUUGCGUUUCCAAACUACGAAGAUACUUGAAGUUAAACUAAGAAGCCGUUCUCUAUACCAGCAGAACCUACGAUGUAGACUGCAUCGAGCUGUAAUGGCAGAUUCGGACGAAAGAACCAAACGCUCGCGCCAUUAUGGCCGAUUGCUGCAUCAAACGCUCAGCAAGAUCUUCUAUAGCGGCUCUCUCAUUCGCAGUCAGAUCAAGGAACGUAUUCGUGCCACCGAUCAUAAUUCCAUUACUAAGCUGGUCGUGGAGCUGGAACCUGACCUCAGAACGACUUUGUUGGAUAAAUUUUUUGAAAAUAACACUCUACUGUGGCUCGCGGUUACUCGCCAUUACUACGACUCAGCCGAGCUGCUCGUGCGCUUCGGUGCCGACGUCAACGAGGUUUGCAUACGUCGUGACUCUGGAAUGAUCGACCGUGAAUACAGGAUCCUUCAUCUUUUGUUGAGUCAGCAUCGCCACUAUCCCGAGAACGAGCAACUCAUUCGUCUGAUAAUCGACUAUGGCGCCGACUUAAACGUUAAGACCUUUGGAGAUGCGAGCGCCCUGCUCGUUGCGGUGGAUGAGGGUUGGAUCAACUUGGCCGAAUUGUUUCUCGAGAAAGGAGCUGAUGUGAAUAUCACUAAUGAUGAGGGCGUGACGCCACUGCACGCUGCGCUCGUGGUAAAAAAUGCUGACAAAAUGGUACCGCUGUUGAUAAAAUACGGAGCCGACAUUUUUGCUAAAAAUACAGGCGGCGCGAACGUUUUGCACUAUCUAACAGAAGCAAUUAUUGAUACGAAACAAAUCUGUGACCUGGCCAAAACCUUUAUCGAGAAGGGUGUCUCUCUCGACGACAUUGAACAUAAAGGCCAGCACCAGCCAAUACACCAGGCAGCUGCUAGAGGAACAUGUGAAUUAGUAAACCUCUAUUUGGACUACGGUGCAAACGUGAAUGCGCAAGCGAUAAAUGGCAAAUUUCCGUUAUUAAUUGCAUGUAAUCGUGAGAAUCCGGCAAUGCUGGAAACUUUGCUCCAACGCGGCGCUAACGUUAAUAUGAAAAACGAGGAUGGUUACACCGCAUUGCACCUCUGCUGCCAGAUUUCAAAUGAGCAGAUGAUGAGCAUACUUUUGUCAGCCGGCGCAGAUGUGCUCCUCGAAGAGAGCAGCGGCAAAACGCCUUUCGCUUCCCUUUAUCCUCAAAACAUCGAAAAUCCAAGUAUCAGGCUCAUGCUUAAAGCGCUAGCUUUGAAAAAGGCUUGCCUGACACAGUCAUCGAUCAAAUUGAAGGACGAACGUAUCAUAAAGGAGAAUCUAAUACUGUGGAAUUAUUAUCAAGACUGCAUCGCAUAUAUCUCCAGGAUGAAAUUGACAAGAUUCACACAGUCCUGCUCAUUUUUGGAAUUCCUUAGAAAAAGUCACUAUCAAAUUGCCACGCUCAUGCGGGACUCUAACUUCGAGGCCAACUUCGGGCUGUACGAUCUGAACGGAUUUUCCAUGUAUGCUGAAGACGUACUCCGAGGUUUCAAGCGCGCGCAAAACCUCUAUCAUAAAAUGAUAGAACAAGAGGACCUAAUCAAUGAAGCUUUCGAUCAUAUUUUUCCUCACAUGGUUGUGAGACAAAUAGCUGCUUACUUAUUGAAUGACUGUACACACUUAAAUGUAUAACAAAUAUAUAUUUUUAACGUUUAGAAAUAUUAUUAAAAACUACAUUUACAUAUAUCUUU
Molecule: messenger RNA, 2260 nt
Organism: Nasonia vitripennis (jewel wasp)
Lineage: Eukaryota; Metazoa; Arthropoda; Insecta; Hymenoptera; Pteromalidae
Product: putative ankyrin repeat protein RF_0381
Exons: 3
Coding region: 645-2201 (518 amino acids)
Biological process (GO): protein localization to ciliary inversin compartment
Cellular component (GO): ciliary inversin compartment
Molecular function (GO): protein binding
Source: RefSeq, a predicted model, not a curated record